Messenger RNA from Moesziomyces antarcticus, 1302 nucleotides. RefSeq lists its product as uncharacterized. NCBI's taxonomy places the organism in Eukaryota, Fungi, Basidiomycota, Ustilaginomycetes, Ustilaginales, Ustilaginaceae. The record is from RefSeq and is a predicted model, not a curated record. The transcript has a single exon. The coding region runs from base 1 to 1302 and encodes 433 amino acids.
AUGGAGCUGUCCUUGCGUCUCCGGUGCCAGCUUGGCGCUCUCAUCACCAUCCUCUUCAUCGCUGCUAUUCCCGCUGUACCUACUGGUGGCAAAGGCUGGCAUAUUGGCGAUAUCGUUGGUCACGGCGCUCGGGAAGGGGGGCUUUGGGGGCAAAAUCCUGCUGCAUGGCACUAUCGUGAUCCCGCUGCUAGCUCGAGCGGUAGUCCAGGAGGCCAGAGUGAAGACCCUGGAUCUCAUGCCUCGCACGAUUCUCGAUUGCAGGGUGCAAGCUUCGAAAGUCAUACUCAAUCGCCCUUUUGGGGAGUUCCAACCCCGGAUGCUACCGAAAAGCGGUCCACGAUCUUGCGGGAGCAAAGCGUUGCUCCGCUCCUCCCUGCAGCACCGUUUGUCACUUCAAAGAGUGAUUCGGGUCCUACCAGUCUUGCGAUCGCAUCGACCUCCUCGCAGCCUCCCGUUAGAAAUAAGCAGCGGCUCUCAAACAACCCAAAGGCACCGCUUAUUCACGCAUGGUUCGGAGAGGAAGCUGGCCGCGCGCUUAUCGAAAACGGUCUAUACAGACUUGAUAGGGCAACCACCAUAUUCAAGGACGAUGUAGGGGAGUGGGAGAAGUGGCUGGCCAAUAUGCGAAGGGCAACUGGACGUCCUUCUCUGAAGGUAUCGCCCAUUGACGUUUCGGAUUGGGCGAAAGAUCAGGUCUUCCUAGCCCAAGACCAGGGCCAAGACGUCGUUGAUUAUGUUCCUCUGCCUGAGUCGCAACUUGACUUGAGCUGGUCUGGCAGACUCCUUCUGACUAAAGAUCCUCCCGGUAAAAUGGAGCAUAACAUGGAAAGGGUCAGAUCAAGGGAUAGGGUUUACGUCUACCUAAACAGCCGCAGUAACAUGGACUACAUCAAUCACGAAUACUUCUUAGGCCAUGCUCGGCCCCUGCCAAUCCGUUAUGGUGGUCUCACCCGCAAUAACCUCAACAAGAUCUAUGCCUCCCGGAACACUCACAUCCUUCUUCCUCCACGCACUCAACACGGGUUACCGCUCCUCGUCCUUCGUCACAGUGGCUCCGAGUACACGUUGCAGCACAUUCACAGCAUCACCGGGCUCGAGCGAAAGAUGCACCUCAUGUCGCUCUGGUCUCCGCUCCUUUUUGACGGUCAGAGGUACACUACAAUGCUAUAUGGGAUUGUCGGCUUCGACUCGAGGCAGACCCCAGAGGUACUGACGCACUUGCACACGAUGACCGAAGCCAGGCACCCCGAUACUUAUGCCCCAUUGUAUGCAUUAGAAGAAGUGGCUCACAUGUUUCAGUGA